This is a messenger RNA of Oncorhynchus tshawytscha (Chinook salmon), 2744 nucleotides long. Its product is annotated as ras association domain-containing protein 8. Gene Ontology annotation, biological process: signal transduction. The transcript is spliced from 6 exons. The record is from RefSeq and is a predicted model, not a curated record. The coding region runs from base 493 to 1884 and encodes 463 amino acids. NCBI's taxonomy places the organism in Eukaryota, Metazoa, Chordata, Actinopteri, Salmoniformes, Salmonidae.
AUUUACAAGCAAGAGUAAUGAAAUAGGCAGAGGGCGAUUUUCCGCAGCGUGUUGGUCCGACCCCAAGGGCUAGCGCAGAGACGGCGCAGCGAAAAACUUUCAGCCAUGGAUAUUUCAAUGCACCUAAUUUUCUUUUGAUGCCGUUCUGUUUGCUUUGGACCAUAUCACUUUGUCGCAGUUCAUAUAAGUGAUUUAUAGGCUUGCCCCGAGAAAAUGUCACCUUUGCAGAUUCCAUUACUCAACAGCAUCUAUUUUUCCUAAACUUCAGUCGGGCUACAGAAGAGUGGGGGAACUUCUGUUGUUUUUUCGUCACCAAGCCUACAACACGAAGGUCCUUCCUGGUUUGCUCUGUGCUCUUCCUCCUCAGGGAGUUUGUGGCCAGAGGUGCUGCAGCUGGAGCCACCCUGCACUGCUGGAGCUUCCAGGAAUGACGGGGCCAACCCAUCGCAGCCGGCCCCCUCGCAGCACCUGACCUGACUCACCUGACCCAUCAUGGAGCUCAAGGUCUGGGUCGAUGGGGUCCAGAGGGUUGUUUGUGGGGUCACAGAGGCAACCACCUGCCAGGAAGUGGUCAUCGCUCUUGCUCAAGCCAUAGGCCGAACUGGGCGCUAUACACUGGUGGAGAAAUGGCGGGACACAGAGCGCCACCUGGCCCCCCACGAGAGCCCAGUGGCAUCCCUCAACACCUGGGGCCAGUAUGCCGGUGACGUCCAGCUGAUCCUGCAUCGCACGGGCCCCUCCCUGACCGAACGGCCCCCCUCCGAGGGUCCCUUGCUCCGGGGUCCGGAACGCGGCCCACACCGGCAGAGCCUCCCCCCGCUCGCCAAGCUCCGCCAUCCCAGUGAGCACGCCCUCCAUCGCCGCGAGCCGCGCCGCAAGUCCCUCACCUUCACCGGCGGGCCCCGGGGCCUCCGGGACAUCCUGAGUGGAGGCCGGGUGGGGGAGGGGAGGGAGUUCGAGGCCAAACGACGUCUCCUAUUCCAGGGGAAUGGUGGUAACCAGAACCACCACCACCAUGCAGCAGCGGCAGCCACAGCGGUAGCCCCAGGAGGAGCAGUGUCCCCUGGCAUGUGGGCCUGCCGCAUGGAGGACCUGGUCAGACUGGUGGGGCUCCAGAGAGAGACUCUGGCCGUGCUGGAGAAGAGGCUGGAGGCCUACGAGGCUGAACUGCAGACCUGGGGGGGACGAAGGGGAGAGGAGGCUAGAGGAGCAGGGGGGCUGAUGGAGGAGAUAGUGAGGCUGGAGAGACGACUGAGGAAGAACGAGGUGGAGAUGGAGGAAGAGGAGUUCUGGGCCAGCGAGCUGCAGAUUGAGCUGGAGAGUGAGAGGCAGCUGGAGGACAGGCUUGAGGAGCUGAGAGGGCGUCUUCAGUGUGCUCAGGUCGAGCUGGGGGACAGGAUGGCUCUGGUACAGGGUGUAGAGGCCAGUCUGGAGGAGGAGCGUCUGCAGAGGGAGAGACAGGAGACUCAAAGGGUGAGCGAGGUGGAGGCCAAGGCGCAGGUACUCAGAGCCCGCACGGAGCUCAAGGCCCAGGACAGACAGUCUGUCCAGCUGGAGAGCAGCUGCAGAGCCGUGGACAGGUCCCUCGGCCUGAGUGGCAAGAGACUGCAGGACAUGCAGCAUGAGCUGGAGCAGCUGACCAAGGAGCUGAGACAGGUCAACCUGCAGCAGUUUAUCCAGCAGACUGGCACCAAGGUCACCGUGCUGCCAGCCGAGCCCAGUGAGGAAGAGGAGGAGACUACCCACACCGGACAGGGCACAGACUUGGUUCCUCUGUCUGGUUCCCUGAAGCGUCCCGUCUCCUUUCACCCGAUGCCUGGUCACCUUCGGGUCCUGCACAGUCCUCUGACAUCUGGCCUAAACCCAGAAGGGAUCUACGUGUAAGAGAAAAGAGGGCACACUUGGGGUGGCUUUGUUCCUCUGCUAGAUGGACACCUGAAAACACCCUAAAGGCAACCUGGUUCCACUAAGACCUGAUCCCAGAUCUGUAUGUGCUUUAGCUAACUCCUCAACACCCAGUCACUCCUAGUCAAAUAAGUUGGCUAAAUACAGAUCUAGGACCAGUGCUAAAGGAUUCCCUGUGAUGUGACAUCCAAGUACAGGUUACCUCAGUAGCACUCUCCGGUCCAUUCUCUGUUCUGUUACCUACAUAUCAUGGAGAACAGGAACACUUAAAGAGAUCAUAUUGUUAUAGGCCGUUGUGUACAAGCACUCCAAGUCUCUGACAUGGGCCAACAUAUGACGAUGAUAGCUCCAAUGAUGAAGGAAAAACUAUUGGUAACAUAUCUGACUGCAGGGCGCUUGAAUGGACAGACAGAGAUAGUUGAAAUAUACAAUAUAGCAACAGACAUGAGCACCGUGUGUCAUAGCCCGAAUUGUUUUCUGUCUAUUUAAACCUUGGAACUAAAAGUGAUGCGUCAUUAUCAUCAUCAGUGUCAUCGUAGUUUACAUCCCUUGAAGGUGUAUGCAAUUACUUUAUUUUCAUUUUAAUAAAUAAAGAAGUUUUUAAACGUUAAUAUUUUAUCCAUUAUAUCAACAUACAGUAAAGAGGUUCGAUACUAUUUUUUAUGAAUGUUUGCAUUUUGGAAAAUAUCGCUCCAAACUGAAAAACUUGCUGUUGAAAUCUGUGAACUAUACACUACCAGUCCAAAGUUUGGACACACCUUUCUUUAUUUUGACUAUUUUUUACAUUGUAAAAUAAUAGUGAAGCUAUGAAAUAACACACAUGGAAUCAUGUAGUAACC